AUGUUCUCGAAUCAGGAGUCAGCGUCGCAUUCACCUCCACCCUUAUCGGCGACGCUAGGCUCCGACACAUUCCAUCUCCGAGAUGAUGAAAUUCAGGCAAUACAAGGCAAUACCGAUGGCCGGCAUCCAACACCGGCAGUGCAGGCGGCUUCCGGCACCGGAGAGACAGUCAUUGGUCCCCUCAUAGCGGCUGGCAUGGCCGCUCCAGAACAUCUCGCGGUAGUCACCAUCGCCACGGAAACGGACGUGUUUUUUGCCUUCACCACGUGCUUCUCCCACGCCUGCUCCAUUUACAUUAGGAAUGUAAACCAAUUUAUGCCCCAUGUACUAUGCCCGCGUUCUACCAAUCCUAUCUUUGACGCCAAGGGAGAAGGCAUUUGGAGCGGCGUCGAGUAA
Molecule: messenger RNA, 396 nt
Organism: Necator americanus (New World hookworm)
Lineage: Eukaryota; Metazoa; Nematoda; Chromadorea; Rhabditida; Ancylostomatidae
Exons: 1
Coding region: 1-396 (131 amino acids)
Source: RefSeq, a predicted model, not a curated record